Molecule: messenger RNA, 7574 nt
Organism: Loxodonta africana (African savanna elephant)
Lineage: Eukaryota; Metazoa; Chordata; Mammalia; Proboscidea; Elephantidae
Gene: CWC22
Product: CWC22 spliceosome associated protein homolog
Exons: 20
Coding region: 2459-5182 (907 amino acids)
Biological process (GO): mRNA splicing, via spliceosome
Cellular component (GO): catalytic step 2 spliceosome
Molecular function (GO): RNA binding; protein binding
Source: RefSeq, a predicted model, not a curated record
UCUGCUCCUGAAAUAAUCUAGAAAGCAGUACAUUUCAGCCAUUACUUGAAUAUUUUCUCAUUUUCUUAAAUUUUUGAGAUAAUUGCAGAAUUUAUAGUUUUGUAGCUUCCAGUAAACAAGCUAAAGUGUUCCUUUUAAAUGUUAUUAAAUAUUUUGCUCUCCAAUGCUUACAGAAAUUAAGAGAGAUGGGAAAAUCUUCAUUUUUAAACUAAUGGUCCCAUAAGUGCUGCCACAUUCUCAUUAUAAAAUAUCCUUGCUUGGGAGAGCAAGUGUGGUUUUACUGAGUUGCUUACUUGUGACAUGGAAAAAGAAAUUUAGUAAUUCGUCGUAAAAUCCACACAGUGAUACUAAAAAGAGCAGCAAGAGCUAUAAACCCUAGAUAAAUUGCUCUCAUCGCAGGAAUUUCCAGUUAGUCUGCGUAUCAAGCAUACACAUAUUGAACUCUCAGAAUUUCUCCACAGGCAUGUUUUUAAAUCUGGACCAUGGUAGUACUUUAUGCAUUUUUUACUAGAACUACGGUAGCAGUGUUCUCUACAGUGUUGUCAGUUUCACACUCAUUUUGGAACACGGAAGUGUAACUGGUUGUACUUGAUUGUCAGAAAAUUAUUUAGCAGUGAAGGUUGAAAGAAAUGGGGAAGAUGACACUGUUUAGAAAUAAAGCUCAUUAAAUUUAAAUGGUAGCAUAACUUGAAAUAAAAUACAUAGUAAUUUGUGCUUUUGUUUUUAAUGAAUAAGUAAGUUGGGAAUGGAAAAUGGCCUUGGGAAAAAAGCAAAGGAGAAUGCUUAAUCUAAGACAGGUGAUUUAUUUCCUCAUAUUGUGCCUGGUCACAGUGAGUUCUAGGUAUGGUGAUUAAAAGGAAUCCUUAAAACUAUUAUUAUGCAUGUUUGGAAAGAAGUAGUGCCUCAUCUCAUUAAUAUCCACAUCUUUACUUUUGGAACUUUGGAGGAAUCGAUCAGUUUAUGAUGGAAAAAUUUAUGUAUUAGAGACUAUACCUGCUUACAUUUUAUAAUUUACUAAUUUGACAUCAAUUUAUUAAUGUUGGCAUUUUCAUUGCCAUACAGUAUCAGAUGGUUUUGGCAUCAGAUAUAUCUGGCUUCGAAUAUUAGCUCUGUCGUUGACUGGCUGUGUAACCUUGGAUAGAUGGCUUCAGCUCUCUGCGUCUCAGUUCUCACUUUGAAAAAAAUCACUAAAGUACAGAAAUCAUGAGGAUUGAAUGAGGUUAUAUAAAUGAAGUGCCUAGCGUAGUAUCUUUGUGGAUGUAAUUAUCAUUUAUUGUUCUUGUUAUUGUACUUAAAUUACACAUUUCUCACUUCGAAAACAAAAAUGUAGUUAAUCUCUGGAUAUCUUAGGAACAUCAUUUUUAAAUGGCUGUAAAAUCGUAUCAGUAUAGAUGGUAAGUUAUUUUGUUGUAGUGCUACUGUAUACCUUGACAAUCCUCCUGUUUGCUGGGUUUUAAACAAUAAUUGAACAGCAAAUUGACAAUUUUACUGGAUUAGAAAAUGCUCUCUUCCAUUAUGUUGUCCCCUAUGCUGAGACAGGAACUUUAGCCCACCUCUGUUUUAAGACUGGGUAGAGAAUAUUAGUCAGUUGAGUUACUGCUGAAUUAAGUUAACAUGGGGGUUUUACUGUGUGAACAAAUUCCUUUUUAAAGUAGGGCAAAUUGUUCAAAUCAGAAUCUAAACAAGACUCAUAUGUUAUAUUUGUUGUUAUAUCUCUGUCUUAAGUUUCUUUUAUUUAACAGCAGCAGCUGUCCUUCUCUUGUUUUUAAUCUCCUAUGCCAUUGAGUUGUUGGAUAAACUGGGUCAUUUGCCUUGUGUGUUAAAGCCCACCAAUCAAAGAUCCUCAGUAACAUACCAGCAGUCAAAGUUAAGUUUAUUGGCUUGCUGCAGGAAGGGAGAAAGCACACUAUGGGGAAUCAUGGGGCAUAUUAUUAUAGAGGUUGCUGGGCUAGAGUGAGACACCGGAAGAUCUUAGCAAGGAUUAGGCAGAAUUUCUGUACUAGGGAGUUCGUGAAGCAGUCAGGACAGUUUUGUCUUCUUACUUUGGAACAGAUAUAGAUCUGAACAUUUUAGAAAUAAGAAUUUGAACUUAGAAAAUCCAUGAUGUAUACCGUGGUUUGGUCCGGCAUAAUUUGUUCUGCAGAUUAGUGGAAUUCAUUUUAUAAGUUGUGGUUUUUGUUUCAGUUGUCAAUUCUUCCCUCACAGCUGUCAUCAGGGCUGGUUUUUAAUUUUAUGAGUACUCCCUCUGGUUACUCACCCUGAGCUGAAGGAUGGACCAUUGUCUUCUGGAGAUGUGAUCAGUCCAUAUCUGCACUGUUGUUCAGUGGGUCAUGAUCCUGUAUCAGGUGACAAUUGCAGACAGAAAAAGUAAACUCUCAAGAGAUUCAGACUACUGGGUAAUUGAUACUUGGAACAACUUAAGGAGUGUUUGAUUUAUUGGGUCAGUUGGCAACAGAAAAUGAAAAGUAGCGUGGCACAGAUAAAACAUUCUUCUGGUCAUGACAGAAGGGAAAACUGUAAUUCACAUCAGAGGACCUCCUCUCCAGAAGAGAGAUAUGCAGAACAAGAAAGGUCCCCCCGGGAGAGAGAUUACUUUAAUUACAGCAAGUCAGACAAUGAGCAUUCAAGAAGAGGACGUUCUUACGAUAGUGGCAUGGAGUCACGAAGUAGGGACCGAGAAAAACGCAGAGAAAGAGAAAGAGAUACGGAUCGGAAAAGGUCCCGGAAGUCCCCAUCACCUGGGAGAAGAAGCCCAGAACCAUCUGUAACCCAGAGUUCCUCUGCUCAGGAUGAACCUACUGCAAAGAAGAAGAAAGAUGAACUGGAUCCUCUCCUUACUCGCACUGGUGGAGCAUAUAUUCCUCCUGCAAAGCUCAGGAUGAUGCAAGAACAGAUCACAGAUAAAAGCAGCUUAGCAUACCAGAGGAUGAGCUGGGAGGCACUGAAGAAGUCAAUCAAUGGACUUAUCAACAAAGUUAACAUUUCUAACAUAGGUAUUAUUAUUCAAGAACUUCUUCAAGAAAAUAUAGUUAGAGGAAGAGGACUGCUGUCCAGGUCUGUUUUGCAAGCACAGAGCGCUUCUCCAAUCUUCACUCAUGUUUAUGCAGCACUGGUAGCAAUUAUCAACUCAAAAUUUCCACAAAUUGGAGAAUUAAUCCUCAAGAGGUUAAUUCUUAAUUUUCGGAAAGGCUAUCGAAGAAACGAUAAGCAACUUUGUCUGACCGCUUCAAAAUUUGUGGCCCAUCUUAUUAACCAAAAUGUGGCACAUGAAGUUCUAUGCUUGGAGAUGCUCACUUUGCUCCUGGAAAGACCUACAGAUGAUAGUGUUGAAGUAGCUAUUGGUUUUCUCAAGGAAUGUGGUCUCAAAUUAACAGAAGUAUCACCAAGAGGAAUUAAUGCUAUAUUUGAACGCCUUCGAAACAUUCUCCAUGAGUCUGAAAUUGACAAAAGAGUUCAGUAUAUGAUUGAAGUGAUGUUUGCAGUACGGAAGGAUGGAUUCAAGGAUCACCCAGUUAUCCUAGAAGGACUUGACCUCGUGGAAGAAGAUGAUCAGUUCACGCAUAUGCUCCCCCUGGAGGAUGACUAUAAUCCUGAAGAUGUUCUUAAUGUUUUCAAGAUGGAUCCUAAUUUUAUGGAGAACGAAGAGAAAUACAGAGCCAUUAAGAAGGAAAUUCUCGAUGAAGGAGACAGUGACUCAAACACAGACCGAGAUGUUGGAAGUAGUGAGGAGGAGGAAGAAGAGGAUGAAGAGGGAGAAGAAGAUGAAGAAGGACAAAAAGUUACUAUUCACGACAAAACAGAAAUUAAUCUGGUCUCAUUUCGUCGCACAAUUUACCUUGCUAUUCAGUCAAGUUUAGAUUUUGAAGAAUGUGCUCACAAACUGCUGAAAAUGGAGUUUCCUGAAAGUCAAACAAAAGAACUCUGCAACAUGAUACUUGACUGCUGUGCCCAGCAAAGGACAUAUGAGAAAUUUUUUGGCUUAUUAGCCGGGCGUUUUUGCAUGCUAAAAAAAGAAUACAUGGAAUCCUUUGAAAGUAUAUUCAAAGAACAAUAUGAUACCAUUCAUCGCUUGGAAACAAACAAAUUGAGAAAUGUUGCCAAGAUGUUUGCUCAUCUUUUAUACACUGAUUCGCUUCCGUGGAGUGUUCUUGAAUGUAUAAAGCUGAGUGAAGAAACCACUACAUCAUCCAGUAGAAUUUUUGUCAAAAUAUUUUUCCAGGAACUAUGUGAAUACAUGGGUCUUCCUAAACUUAAUGCAAGAUUAAAGGAUGAAACUCUGCAGCCAUUCUUUGAAGGAUUAUUACCCCGAGAUAAUCCAAGGAACACUCGGUUUGCCAUCAACUUUUUUACUUCUAUAGGUCUUGGAGGUUUAACGGAUGAGUUGCGUGAGCAUCUCAAAAAUACUCCAAAGGUCAUCGUGGCUAAGAAACCAGAUGUUGAGCAAAACAAAUCAUCCCCCUCCUCUUCCUCUUCGGCAUCCUCCUCUUCAGGGUCUGACUCCUCUGACUCUGAUUCUGACAGCAGUGAUAACAGUUCUGAAUCUUCCAGUGAAGAGAACGAUUCUUCGUCUACCAGUAGUCAUAGCUCUGCCUCAGCUAAAAAUAUAAGAAAGAAGGCACAAGGGAAGACCAGAAGUAAAGAAGUAAAUAAAUUGAUUAGGAAACAACAAACAAAUGAUAGAAAGCAAGAUGAAAGAAGACCAGAACAAAGGCACCAGGAAACAAGGACUGAGAGAGAAAGAAGGUCAGAAAAACAGAGAGAUCAAAAUUCAAGAGAUCCAAAUUGGAGAGAGGCCACUACAAAAUACACUUCAGACAGAGGUGUUCCUUCUGAACGAAAUAGUUACAGUAGGGUUGCAAAUGACAGAGACCAAGAAAUGUACAUAGAUUUGGAAAAUAAGCAUGGUGAUCCCAAAAAGAAAAGAGAAGAGAGGAGAAACUCUUUUUCUGAAAAUGAGAAGCACAGACACCGAAAUAAGGAUAGUGAAAAUUUUAGAAGAAAAGAGAGAUCAAAGUCAAGGGAAAAAAAUAGCAAACAUUCAGGCUCUAGAAGCGAUGAAAACAGGUAUCAGAAUGGUGCUGAGAGGCGAUGGGAAAAAUCUAGCAGCUACUCUGAACAAUCCAGAGAAUCAAAGAAAAAUCAGGACCGGCGAAGAGAAAAGUCUCCAACAAGGCAAAAAUAAUUCUAAAAAAUAAUAUAAACUGAACAUGCCUUACAUUCAGUUGAAACAAAAUAUUUUUUACAUUGACAUUGAUUGACGAACUUUAUGGAAAAUUCUUGUAUAAAGCACUGAUUUGUAUUUGUACAUUUAAAAAAUGUUUUCAUUUUACCACGUUUUAUAAUUGAUACAUCUCAAGCCCCUCCACAUAAACUUAUUUGAAGGGAAGAGUUUUCCAGAGAGAGAUGUAAGACUUGCUUAUAUUUUGUGAAUAAAAUGAUCAAAUGCACAUUGCAUCAGUGAUUUUUUUACAUUGACAAAAUAUUUUUUUCUCAAAAUAUGUUACCAGUUGUUUACAGUACUGCUAUUCAUACAGCCACUAAUGAAUUAGUAGUGGCUUUUUAUUUGUAACUGAAGACCAAAAUAGUUGAACCAGUUCAAUGUAACAUUUACGCUUUGUUAAUGAGAUGUUAUGAACCUUUUUUUUUUUUUUUUAACAGUAGAGGGUUUAUUGCCAGUUUCAUAUUGUGUCUUGAAAACAAAUAGGCAUGUAUAAUUUUUCUCCUAAGUGUUGCGGUGAAGCUAGGUGUAUUCGUUAUUUAAAAGAUGCACAGCUAUAUUGUUUGUAAUUAGAAUUUCUCUCAGUAACGUUUCUGGACUGCUAGAUAACAUUUAAUUGAAAUUCUUUGUGAUUAGUGCUUUUUCUCAGCCUUGAAGUUUUUUCACUGUUGGUGAAUUAAUGUGUAUUUAAUUUUUAAUUUGGAUUAAUAGGUCAUUGGAAAAGAUAUAGUCAUAAAAAAUGUGUACAGCCUAAGUGUGAAAUAAUUCCAGUUUUUUAUAAGAAUUUUAAGGGUUUCCAUCAUUGUAACUCUCAAUGAUUAAUUUUUUUUUUAUAUUUAUUACAUUUGAAAUAAAAUGUUGCCUCUGAGAUCUUAGAUUUUCUGAAAGAUAUUUAACCUUACUUACUAGAUAGACUUCUUGUGCUUGCUCAUAAAAGUACAUAAAAUUCAUAUUAGUCAAUGAGUUCAAGAAUAGGGAGACCACCGUCUUAAUAUUUGGCUCUUAAGCAUACUCUGGAGACCUGGUGGCGUAGUGGCUAACAUCUCGGCUACUAACCAGAAGGCUGGCAGUUCAAAUCCACUAGCCACUCCUUGGAAACCCUAUGGGGCAGUUCUCCUCUGUCCUAUAGGAUCAACUUAACAGCUCCUAAUAACAACAACAAGCAUACUCUGAUUCAAAAUGUUUUCUAUUUUUGUUGUUAUUUAAAAUCCUAGGUAUAAUUAACAAUAACGCCCAUGUAAAUAAAGAAAUAUUACCCCUCCCCCCAACAACAAAAAAAAGUAUUGACAAUAUGGCAGCUUGGAAAGGUUCUUACUUGUGUUCUCCCUUGUGGCAGUUAAAAGGUGGUAUCUUUAGAUGACAUCAGGACUACUAUGAGUCAGAAUCAACGGCAGUGGGUUUUUUUGGUUUAUCAUAGACAUGAGUCCUAGUGGUGUAAUGGUUAAACACUGGGCUGCUAACUCAAAGGUUGGUGGUUCAAACCCUCUCAGCGGCUCCAGGGGAGAAAGACCUGAUAAUCUGCUCCCAUAAAGACAGCCAAGAAAACCCUCCAGAGCAGUUCUGUUCUGUCACGUGGGUUCGUAUGAGUUGCAGUCAACUUGAUGCCACCUAACAACAUCAUAGACAUGGUGCAUUUCACAGAACUGUGAAAUUAGCAAAAUGGAUUUAAGGAACACAUAGGCUAUGAGCCCUAAAAGAGAUAAAUAAGAGUUUGUUUUUUUUACUGAACACUGAUAAACCAAAAAAAAAAAAAAAAAAACUCAAACCCACUGCUGUUGAUUCCGACUCAUAGCAACCCUAUAGGACAGGGUAGAAAUGCCCCAUAGGGUUUUCAAGGAGUGGCUGGUGGAUUUGAACUGCUGAUCUUUAGUUAACAUCUGAGGUCUUAACCACCACACCACCAGGGCUCCUGAACACUGAUGGGGGUUAUAAAAAAUGGACUAGAAAUUUUAGUUUAUUUUCUUCAUUUUAACCUUGUUGAUAACUUCCUUUUUAAAUGUUAAAAUGGGAAACCCUUGUCAUUGAGUACUUGAGACUUUCAGGAGUUAAUAAAGUGUAUUAUUUUUAAAAUGUAACUAAUCUUCAUUGAGUUCCUAUUAUGUGCCCAGGCCUGUCCUAGGAACUAGAGAUAAAAUAAUGAACAAAGCAGUCUCCCUUCAGAUGGAGUUUGUAUCAUAGUGGAGUGGGGAGUAAAAGAUAGUAAACAAAUAAAUGUCUAAGGUAUUAAAAAGGUAUUAGGUGGUGAUAAUCUUCUCUUAGAAGAUCCCCUUUACCCAGGUACCUGAAGGAAGUGAGGGCUCCAGCAUGUGAAUUUCUAGGGGAAGAACCUAGGCAGAAGGAAAAGUCAAUGCAUAGA